Messenger RNA from Symbiodinium sp. CCMP2456, 2112 nucleotides. The record is from the annotation of a GenBank genome assembly. NCBI's taxonomy places the organism in Eukaryota, Dinophyceae, Suessiales, Symbiodiniaceae.
AUGCCGGAGGCUCGCAGGGUGGCGCCGGCACCCGACCGGCAGGAUCGCUCGCCACGCACGAUUACGAUGACAAGGUCCCGGGAAUCGGCCGGAACGGCGAAAGCCUCGCCACCUCCCAGAGGCACUCUCUCCGCGCUGGAUGCAACGCAGGCGCGCUCGCGGGAAGAAGAUGUGCGGCCCAUGCAGGUGCUGCCAUGUCUUCCGGUUCAGGAGCUUCGAUCUGCAAUUCAGCCCCUUGCGCACCACCAGCUGCCACCCGAAAGCCGGUGCAGCCGCGAGGCUGCUGACGUGCUUUCUCCUCAUGGUUCUCUCAGUGCCCAGAACAUGCUGGUCCAGGGAAACACCGCCAGCUCCUCGCGUGCCACGGGCGCAGUGCAGGCACCGAAACAGGCGCCGCACUCGCGUCGUGCGAGCACGGAGGCCGUGCCGGGCGGAUCGCCGGGCAAGGCAACCCCAGCCUCUGCAGAGGUUCAAGACUUGUUUCCGUUCUACUUGGACGACAAGCUGCUGGAGAUGAUGAAGCCGAGCGGUCCAAACUGCUCCGAUCCCAUGCUCUCGCUGAAGAGUCGGGUCUGCGAGGAGCUCCGUGUGUUUGCCUUGCUACCCGACGCUGAUUGCCAUCACUGCAGAGGGAAGGACCGGCUGACGAACAUCCCGGUCUUUAAGUCUGGUACGGCGCCGGACGUCCAAGUCCGCGUCCAGCUGGACACGAGCAGCCUCUGGCCCAAGGUCACCGGCAUCCAGUGCAGUUGCGUGGAUGCUCGGAACGAGGGGUCCAUGGCCUCUUGCCCCAAGGAUGCUUCGCUGCCCGAGGCGCACCUCUACUGGCGGCAGCGUGUUCUCACCACCUCCGGCGAUCCUCUGGGCCGGGCAAAGACGCUUCCACCACCCUUCGCGGAGUCACAGUGGCCGGAGGGCAUCGUGGAGUUCUUGACCUCGCUGAUCUCGGACGCUGCGUUGAGCGCCGUGAACCACGGCUUGGGUGACCGGGCGGCUGAGCUCCGGGCGGCCGCCGGAGGCCUGCUCCGUGGCCCCGACCCUGACAUCGCCAGGGUCAUGCAGGACUUCCCGCAACUGGGCACCCUGGAUGCGUAUGCAAAGGCUCAGCGCAGCCCCCUGUUUUUCCUGCAGCUGGCUGCUCCCCUAUGGAUGGCAGCCACCAUCGGAGAGGAGUCUUUGCGCCAGACACUCGAGGAUUACCGCAACCAGGAGGCCACAACGCAAGCUGAGGGAGUUCCCUUGCUUCGAGUGGCUCUCCACACGCCGGUCAUCUACAAGUCUCCACAGAAAGGUGGCAAAUUAUUUUGUGGAGCCAUCCUCAUGUUCGUCCUAGAACAUGUGCAGUAUCUGGACAGCACGAAAGUUGCAGUGGCUCUGGAGCAUCUGCUGGAGUUCCAGGCGGAGCCAAACUCAACCUACGAGAUGUUCCCGAUUGGAAUUAAUUGUGCGAUUGGACAUUUCUCUGCACUUUGCUUGACUGGGAAGAAUCCGCCCAUGGUGGAAGCGCUGCUGGAGAAGCGCGCGGACCCUCACCGCCGGAACCUUCUAAAUUAUUUUCCAUCCGGCUCGCCUCUUUGGACAGCUGUUUGGCGAAGGCAGAAUUUCGCCAUCAGAAAGCUGCUUGAUGCAGCUGACACCAGCGAAGGAGGCACAGAUGCUGAAGGAGUCAACCGGCAUGGGUGGCAUCCUGACCGUGCUCCCCUGGUGGUUGGCCAGAGAGCGCAGGGCUACAACGUCCUCGAGCUGGCGAGCUUGACGAUGGGCCUGGAGCAGGUGAAGCUUUUGGUCGAGAGAAAGGCGAUGCUUGGAGACGAGCUUCCCCACGUCCUGGCAAACUGCCCGGCUGCAACGGCCAGAGUCUUGUCGCAGCAUGUCUUCUGCACUGCAGCGCAUGCCGCUAGCAUUGUCAACGGCAGUGCGCUGGACCAGAUGAACGGCAUGAGGCUAGAGCUCGUUCUUCGCGAGGUGCUGAAACACGAGGAGCCAAGGGCCUGCCUGGAGAAGGCCAUUUUCAAGGCCUCCGAGGUCGAGAAAGUGGAGCAACAUAAGCAGAGGAGGUGGCAGCUGAAGAACCCACAGAGCUACAAGGAAAUGAUGGAAGCUUUGAUAAAG